Rhodofomes roseus is the source of this 2600-nucleotide messenger RNA. Its product is annotated as ribosome biogenesis protein tsr1. The transcript has 9 exons. Gene Ontology annotation, cellular component: nucleus; preribosome, small subunit precursor. Gene Ontology annotation, biological process: endonucleolytic cleavage of tricistronic rRNA transcript (SSU-rRNA, 5.8S rRNA, LSU-rRNA); ribosome biogenesis; maturation of SSU-rRNA from tricistronic rRNA transcript (SSU-rRNA, 5.8S rRNA, LSU-rRNA). Lineage: Eukaryota; Fungi; Basidiomycota; Agaricomycetes; Polyporales; Fomitopsidaceae. The coding region runs from base 118 to 2508 and encodes 796 amino acids. Gene Ontology annotation, molecular function: GTPase activity; U3 snoRNA binding; GTP binding. The record is from RefSeq and is a predicted model, not a curated record.
CGCACUCUCCUGCAGGCCAUCAGCCAGGCCGCCCAUCCACCGAUCUCUGGAUUCAAUCAUUAGGCCCCCAACACAUAUUGUGCACGAAGAUCUAUACGCCUAGUUGAAUGCAAUAAAAUGACUUCAUCCGCACAUCACCAUCGGCCGACUCUCAAGCAGCAAAACAAAACAUUCAAGUCUAAACAUGCCACAAAAGGAUCCCUAAAAGAGGCCGCAAAAGGCAGGACCACUAGGCAGUCACCAAAAUCCACGCCAGCGUCCAAUGUUGCCGCACAUACACGGCUGAACCGGCGAAAUAACUCGAAACAAACGCAGAUCAAGAAGCGACAGGAGCUCAUCUCUGCGACCCGCAUCUUCAGCGGAGUCGAUGGUGCUCCCCGCAUCGUUGCAGUCGUCCCUCUGACAGACGAUGCACCAGCGCAAAAUGUCGCCGUAACACUAGCACGGUCAUUGGACCCGUCCGCAGAGGGUCCAUCAAAUGGAGGAGCGUGGAAGCUCAGAGCAGACCGCUUCAAGACCUCUCUUCAAUUCGUCCCCCUCCCAUACAAGCAGCUCUACUCCACUCUUGAUGCUUGCAAAGCAGCCGACUACGUCGUCUUCGUCCUCUCCUCAACCGUCGAGGUCGACGGCUGGGGCGACACCCUCCUGCGCACGCUCCAAGCCCAAGGUCUCCCCGAAGUCGUCACAGUCGUCACCUCCUCCGAAGGCCCGAUGGAGCCCAAGGAGAAGUCGGGCAUCAUGAAGAGCCUGCUGAGCUUCAUCCAGUACUUCGUGCCGAGCCAGAGCAGGGUGUACGAUAUGCACACGGGCUCGGACGCCCUCAAUGCGGUGCGCACGCUGUGCGAGGGACGGCCGAGCGACGUCAAGUGGAGGGAGGGGAGGCCGUGGGUCGUCGGUGAGCAGGUGCGGUGGGAGGAUGGGGUGUUGAGCGUGACGGGCGUGGUCAGGGGUGCGCCGCUGUCUGCGAACAGGCUGGUGCACCUGCCGAACUAUGGGGACUUCCAAAUUACCAAGAUCAUGUCUGCGCCUCUUCCGCGUCGCUCGAAAGGUUCCGUUGAGGAGGUAAUGGAAAUUGAGCCGACACUCCUCGCCGAGCCGGACGCAUCCUCAGCCGACUCGCUCGUCUCAAGCAACGACCCCGACGACAUGUCGAAUGAGCAAACUUGGCCGACGGAGGAAGAGAUGCGCGGAGCGCCCAACGGCGCCGCCGCCGACAGCAUCCCCGACGCGAAGACCGGGACGACCCCCAAGCACGUACGCAAAGUGCCGAAGGGCAUGAGCGAGUACCAGGCUGCAUGGAUCAUCGACGAGAGCGAGGAUGAGGGAGAGGACGAGGAUGGCGAGCACGCGCAGGACGGCGAGCGGGAGGGAGACGAGGAAAUGCAGGAGAUGGAAGAAGAGGAAGAGGAAAUGGUCGAGCUGCCUGAUCAGGAGAUGGAGACCGAGAGCCGAAGGAGCGUUGCCUUCCAGGACCUGGAUAUGGAGGAGGAAGACCGACAGUUGCGGAAGUGGCGCGAGCGCAACCGUGAACAGGAGGAGAAGGAUGACAUCGCCUUCCCCGAUGAGAUCGACACGCCGCUGGAUGACCCUGCGCGGACGCGCUUCCAGCGAUACCGUGGCCUGCGGUCAUUCCGUACAAGUCCGUGGGAUCCGUACGAGAACCUGCCUCGCGACUACGCGCGGAUCUUCCAGUUCGAGGACUACAAGCGGACUGAAAGAGCGGUGCGGAAGAGGGCGGAGGAGGAUGGUUCUGGUAUUGAGCCUGGCACACGGGUUACGAUUUACGUGAAGGACGUCUCGCAAGACGCAGCCAACCCAAGCUCAGCAGCGCCUUUCAUCCUCUUCGGACUGAUGCAGCACGAGCACAAGAAGACCGUCCUGAACUUCGCCGUGCAGCGCAACACGGAGUACGACGGGUCCGUGCGGUCAAAGGACCCGCUCGUCCUCUGUGUCGGCCCGCGCAGGCUGCACGUGAACCCAAUUUAUAGUCAGCACACGCGCGGAGGCGGCAAGGGCGCGAACAACGCGCACAAGUUCGAGCGGUACCUCAGGCAUGGUGUCACGAACGUGGCGACGACGUAUGGACCUGUUGUGUUUGGCCAGCAGCCUUGCUACUUGCUCCGGGAGACGGAGGACCCUCAGGCUCCCGAAUUGGUGGCUAUGGGCAGCUUUAUGAACCCCGAUACGACGCGUGUCAUCGCUAAGCGUAUCAUCCUCACUGGACAUCCCUUCAAAGUGCACAAGAAGACCGCGACCGUGCGGUAUAUGUUCUUCAACUCAGACGACAUCAACUACUUCAAGCCCAUCCAGCUCUACACCAAAUACGGGCGAACAGGACAUAUCAAGGAGUCACUGGGUACGCACGGCUACUUCAAGGCCCACUUCGACGGUUCGAUCAACCAGAUGGACACGGUCUGCAUGUCGUUGUACAAGCGUGUAUAUCCGAAGUGGACCGAGCCCUGGAAGGAACCCAUGGCAUCCUCAUCUUCGGACGCGAUGGAAGAAUGAGAGAAUGUAUCGUCAGCUGUUGUAUCCCGUGUUGGAUGUAUCCUGGAUAGAUGUAUUUUGAAGUUCAAUCAUUUUGAUUUCUGAGACGCGGU